This is a messenger RNA of Haliotis rufescens (red abalone), 2934 nucleotides long. RefSeq lists its product as uncharacterized. The record is from RefSeq and is a predicted model, not a curated record. The transcript has 16 exons. NCBI's taxonomy places the organism in Eukaryota, Metazoa, Mollusca, Gastropoda, Lepetellida, Haliotidae. Gene Ontology annotation, biological process: protein import into nucleus. Bases 8 to 2092 code for a protein of 694 amino acids. Gene Ontology annotation, molecular function: protein binding.
UUUAAAUAUGGCGGAAGAUAUGUUGAAAUUGCUGUGCAGUACAGCCAAACUUGAUCGGGACAAAGGCUUACAACAGCUGCAAGAAUUUCUUAAAAAACAAAAUGUUGAUGAUGUCAGGGAAUUUGAAAACAAGCUUGUUGAUUUGAUGUCAGAUGAUGACAGUACGUGGGAAAAGAAGCAUGGGUCCCUUAUGGCCGCAAAGACGAUCAUGGACAGUCAACACUUUUCAACAGAAUAUGGGAAUAGAGUUCUUCAGAAGUCCCUCAUUCUCUUGGAUGACAAGGAGUAUCGUGUUAGAAUAUCAGCAGGUGAAGUGAUUGGCUCGUUAUGUAGAACAGCAGGUGCAGACAUUUACAAGCAGGCCCGAGAGAAAGUCUUGACUGGGAUACGUGAGAACCUGGAAAGGCAGCCACUAGAUGGAGAAACUGGAGAUGAUAGAUGUCAACAGGAGAGGUUGAUGGAGAAGCUUGUACCAGGAUCCAUACCCCAAUCCCCGCCCCCAUCCCCGCCCGUAUCCCCACUCCCAGCAGGGCAGCAGCGAAGGAGAAACAGUGCUGAGCAGAUCUUCCAUGACACUGCAGGCUGGAAGUCCCUGGAGACGUGGAUGAAAUGUCUGCAAGCCGCUAUAGAAGGCUGUGGCCCAAGCUUCAACUCCUUUGUGGACCAGGAACUGCUCGACCUUAUCUUUGCUGCACUCGUACACACCAACCGCUUCGUGCGCGAGACUGGCUACUACGUGUGCUCAUCUCUUGUGGACUCCGGUCCUAAAGAAACCAAAGAGGAUGAAGGACAGGUAGAAGAUAAUGCCAUCUAUCGCCAUGGUGAUCAGUUUUCAGAGUACUUGGGGAAGGGCCUUGCUGACAACUGGAGCCAGGUGAGACUGGCUAGUUCUGUGGCGACACGGAAGUUCCUCAUGAAACUGUCUGCGGAGGAGGCGCGGGAGAAGUACUACUCCUGCCUGCUGCCCCGCAUGUGUCUCAACCGGUACUACGUGGCCGAGGGCGUCCGGAUAUACUCGCAGGAGACGUGGAAGCUUAUCACACACGGAGUGGGCAAGUCACUGGUGGAGAAAUACAUCAAGAAUGUGGUGGAGUUCUACAUCGCCCAGACUGAGGCUGACAACCAUGCAGUGCGGGAGGCUGCAUGUGCUUGCAUCGCAGAACUCGGCUCAAAGGUGGAGAAGACGGUGGUGAGCCCCAACAUUCCCCAGCUCCUGGCUGCCCUGGUGGUGUGCUUCAAUGAUGACAGCUGGCCGGUCCGAGAUGCUGCUUGUGUGGCCUGUGGGAACUUCAUCAAGUGUUUUCCCGAGGAGUCCAGAGGGACCAUGCCGGAGCUGUAUCCAUUGUUCUUCAGCAACCUGGAGGACAACAUCCCGUCUGUGAGGCAGGGCGCCGCCCUUGCACUGGCUCAUGUGGUUCAGGCGUACGGUGAGGAGUCGAUGAGUGUGAUCCUCCCCAAGCUGAAGGCGGGGCUGGAAGGGGUGGAGCACCAGGCCGCAUGUGUGGAGAAGUACAGUGGACUCGACAAGGGGCCGGCAACCUACGGGGUGGUCAAGCGUCUCCGUGACAACGACAUGGAACUACACACUGAUCAACAGAUGUAUUCCUGUGGCUCUCUGGCGCCAAAGAUGGGUCGGGGCUCUCGAGGGGGAGGUUGUAUGGACCACAAGUUCCGGAAACCUCCAGAACCUUGGGAAAUGGCUGAUGGAUGUGUCCACCUGUUGGCGGAGUUAUCUCCCCAGCAGCCUCAUCACCAGAAGGUGGUGGAACUACUUUCUGUGAUGUCACAGACGGCCGACAGACAUCACUACACUCAGCAUGUGGCCUUCCUAGAGACAGUGUGUAAACAGAUUCCUAAUAUUGCCAAAGGUUUGGGUAAACGGGCCUUCAAGCCUCACCUGGAGCAAUUCAUGGACUCUCUCUUCUACAGCUUGUCAUGUGACAACAUCCUGACGUCGACUGCGGCCACUCAGUGCCUGUCUCAGCUCAGCACCUUCCUUGGCCCGAGUAUCCUGCGGGGCAGAGUGGAGCAACACAACCCGAGGUACCUGGAACAGUUGAAUCAAGUCGCAGGACCUCCAGUGAUAAUGUGAAGACAUUUUAAACCAAUUCUGUGAUCAAAGCUUCCACCUAAGAUGACAAUUUCUGGGGAUACAGAAGACUCCUUUUAAUCAAACAUGCAUGUUAAACAACAUUUGUGCUCAUGUAAACCACAGAUAUCACACAGUGUAUGUUCAAACUCAGAUGUCACACAAUAUGUGCUUGUAUCAAACAGAUACUGUAAAUCUUGAAAUUAACGCGAGUGUGAAUUAAAUGUGAAAAAUGCAAGUGAUCUUUGUUCGCAUUAAUGAAACUUCACAUUUAUAUCUCCAAAAUGACUAUCAAUAAUAAGACGGCAUCACUGCACUCUUUGGAUAGCAGAAAUACCAACUUGAAUAUAAACACAAACACUGUUUAUUGAGCAGCACUUGUAACAAGUAUAUAACAAUGUGAGUUAAAGAAUAGGAAUUACACAAUAGGCAUCCGGUGAGUUAUCGCUACUGGGGUCAAGAGUUCUACCCACUCAUGUCAAACUAGGCAUCAUUGACCACUCCAGCAGUCCAGACAGAUGCCGCCAUGCAACACUUUGUCAAAGGCGGAAAUAACCUAACGCGCACUGUUAGGCUUAAUCACAUUCCUCAGAUCUACAGCCCUUGUCUUGUUAUCUGCCUUCAACUUUGUUGACACCUUCGCAUACCAAUCAGUGAACUGUUGGUUCAAUUAUUGUAUUGCCUUUGAACUUCCUUAAGGCCAGUCAACAGAAUAAACAUAUAAACUGUGUGUUGUUUUUAGGAAAACACUGUUUAUUGUUUUUACAGAAGUGCUAUAGUCAGUGCUAAUAAGCAGUGCUAUUUGUGUUUGAUUGGGUUAAGGUAAGGAUAUGUAUCAUUCCACU